AUGCAAGGUCGCUCAUGCAUUACUAACCUGCUUGUGACGAGGCCUGAGUGGUUGAAGGCAAUAAACAAGGGGAAGUCCGUCGACGUGAUAUUCAUCGAUUUCAUUAAAGCGUUCGACAAGGUCAAUCAUGAGGUUCUCCUUCACAAACUCAGCAUGUGUGGCGUCGGUGGCUCACUGCACCGGUGGAUCCACGACUUUCUUGUUGGACGAAAGUGGAGGGUACAGGUCGACGACCAUCUAACUGACUGGUACCCCUCUACAAGUGGCGUGCCUCAAGGCACUGUGCUGGGGCCCACUUUGUUCCUGAUCCACAUCAACGAGCUACCGCAGCGUCUCCGGUCGCCGUGUGCCUUGUUUGCGGACGACAUGAAGAUUUGGAGAGAAAUCGACGCUCCCGACGACUGUGGCCUACUUCAGCAAGAUCUCAACCGCUUAUCCACAUGGUCUGCAGAAGUUCUUCUCCCGGUCAACCCAGCCAAGUCGGUAUUUAUGAGCCUGGGGAAGGGUGCAGACGGCCGAACCUACACAAUUGACGGCCAAACGCUAUAUCCCACACCCUCCGUGAAGGACCUAGGUGUACUCUCACGCUACGAUUUGAAGUCCGUGGACAACACGAACAGGCUAUAUCGGAACGGACUGCGCAUGCUUUGGGCGCUCAAACGUAGCUUCGGCACAUGGUCUGAAGAGGUUGCCACUCGCCUGUUCACUUCUAUCAUUAGACCAAUGCUAGAGUACGGUUCGCCCGCCUACUUUCCGAUUACCCGAGGCGAGGCACAAAAGAUCGAACGGGUCCAACACGUUGCUACCAGGCUGAUCCCGAGUUUACGUGGCUUUGGGUAUGAAGACCGGUGCGAGAAACUAGGACUCUACACCUUGUCCUACCGUCGGGUGCGAGUCGACCUCAUUAUGACCUACCGAAUUCUACGUCUUGGUGAGUUCCCCAUGCUAAGGCCACUAUUGCACUUACGAGGGCCAUGCAGCACACGCGGACACAGAUAUAAACCUGUGGUGCCGGAUAUGAAACGUGUUCCCCACCCACUGUGCUCCGAACGGAGAGUGGUAAACAUUGGAACUAGUUUGCCCGAACAUGUGAUUGAGGCAACAUCUGUGCAGCAGUUCAAAACGUUGUUAGAUUUGCAUUUUGUCUCGAUUCGAUUCAGAGAACGACUGCAUACUUACGAUGACAUAUCACAUUUGUGA
Dicrocoelium dendriticum is the source of this 1200-nucleotide messenger RNA. Lineage: Eukaryota; Metazoa; Platyhelminthes; Trematoda; Plagiorchiida; Dicrocoeliidae. The record is from the annotation of a GenBank genome assembly.